AAUUCUGUUCACUGAGCUCGUUGCUGGUUGAUAAACUCGCUGUCAGUGUGUCAUCUGUUUAUUUGCGACCUGUUCACGAGUGGGAGAAGGAGCAGAAACUCCCGGUAUCAGUGUGCACAGGUGUGUUCAUCCCGCGUGACCAUAGCAGGAACACGGAAGUCGCGCACCUGUAAGGUGACGUCAUGCGCUGAAGUACCUGCAGCAACUCGUCCAGCUGAAUCAGUCACCGAGUCUACCUUCAGGAGAGAAGACAAAGAAGCCACGUCGGGAGUUCGCAAGGAAUAUUUCUUGAAGUAUUUUUUUCUACUUUCAUUGCGAGGACUACGGAACGGAUUGACAGACCGAUGGGGGCCGCCCGGGUCGCGGUUUUGGGCAUUUUAUUCGUCGCUUUUCAGGCCACAACUUCCGUGACUUCUGAGGAGCCAAAAUGUGUCCCUGGAUUCAAGUCUCACUUGUUGACUUUCAAUGUGUUCAGGAAGCACCUGAGGAUGGGCACGAGACUGGGAAAAGUGGGAUUCACCGACUGCACAAACCGCACACGCUUCCUGUUCAGCACUGAUAACAGCCACUUCGCGGUACAGGCAGAUGGCGUAGUGAAGGUAAAAAGACCGACGGGUAUUCGUGGACAACUGGAGUUCCUUAUCCACUACUGGGAUUCACAAGGGCGCUUAAUGAGUCUUCCUGUCCGAGUGGUGCACGUUGAGCAUCUGCAUGGGAACCACCACCACAGAUCUGAGCAACACCAUGGAGAACGCAGUCAGCCGAACCAUCAGCCGAGCCAUCAGCCGAGCCAUCAGCCGAGCCAUCAGCCGAGCCAUCAGCCGAGCCAUCAGCCGAGCCAUCAGCCGAACCAUCAGCCGAGCCAUCAGCACCAUGAUCAGCACCAUAAUCAGCACAGGCUUGAGCACAAUGAUCAGCACCGGCCUCAACACAACCCUCAGCACCAUGUUCAGCACCAUGAUCAGCAGCACCAUUAUCAGCAGCACCAUCAGCACCACCAUCAGCACCACCACCCCACCGACGUGGCAUCUGCUAAUAACACAGAGAAUGCAACGGAUGGACCGGUGCCCAUUCUGCUUUUUCCCAAGAAAGUUGCCGGGCUGAGGAGGAGUAAGAGAGACUGGGUUAUUCCUGACAUAAAAGUUUCUGAGAAUGUCAGAGGACCAUACCCUUUUAAAGUAUCUCAAAUCCGUUCAAACGAGGAUAAAGUGAAGAAGAUCUUUUACAGGAUCAGUGGUCCAGGAGCCAGCGAGGACCCCGUUGGCCUGUUCACCAUGGACCGCAACACUGGUAAUCUGUACGUCACACAAUCUCUGGACAGGGAAGCCAAGGCCACGUACAUGUUUAAAGCGCAUGCCGUGUCGGACGGUGGAGGAACUUCAGAAGAGCCGAUGGACAUUGUGGUGCAUGUCAUUGACCAGAAUGACAACAAACCGAUAUUCACCCAAGACACCUUCCUGGGAGAAGUUGCCGAGGCCUCGCCAAAUGGUUUCGAGGUGAUUCAGGUCGUGGCCACAGAUCUCGACGAGCCAAAUAACGACAACUCCGACAUCGCCUACAGUAUUUUGAGCCAGGAUCCAGCGCUUCCCACCGACAAGCUGUUUGUCAUCAACCCGGUCACCGGAGUCAUCAGAGUCCAAGCCAGCGGGCUCGACAGAGAGAAAUACCCAAAGUACACUCUGAUAGUUCAAGCGGCUGACAUGAUGGGAACAGGGUCGACUGUGGAAGCCAAAGUGAUCCUGACCGUCACGGAUAGCAACGACAACGCGCCGGCCUUCGUUAAGCCGUCCUAUGAAGCGUCGGUUGACGAAAAUAAAUUGGCCGCUUAUAUGCUGAUGAUGACGGUGACGGAUGGCGACGAGCCACUGUCCCCGGCUUGGAACGCCGUCUUCACGAUUGUCAGCGGUGAUCCCGGAGGACAUUUCUCCGUGAGAACUGGAAACAACAAACAGGAGGGAAUCCUUUCCACCGUCAAGGGUCUCGACUUCGAGAGGAGCACCGUGCACACUCUCAUGAUCUCAGUGAAGAACGAGGUUCCCUUUGCUACUCCCCUGGCCACCAGCACCGCCACGGUGGUGGUGCGCGUGCUCGACGUCAACGAGGCGCCGGCCUUUGAUCCAAUGGAGAAGAUCGUGUCGAAGCGGGAGGACCUCGCCGUGGACGCCGAAGUGGUGCAGUACAGCGCUUUUGACCCGGACACCGCGCGCAAACAGAAAGUCAUGUAUCGAGUAAUUCGAGACCCUGCCGGAUGGCUGAGUGUGGCCAAAAACACCGGUCUGAUUAAAGUCAAGAAUCCCAUGGACAGGGAGUCCGUCUUUGUCAAGGACAACAAGUACACGGCACUCAUCGGUGCCUAUGACAACGAUGAUGUCCCGGCCACAGGAACCGGCACUCUGAUCAUCCAGCUCGAAGAUGUCAAUGACAAUGCGCCCACCAUUGAGGAACGGUCGAUCAAGGUGUGUCACAAGGAGUCUGUUCCUCAGCUGCUGUCGGUAACGGAUAAAGAUGGACCGGGCUUUGCUGCUCCAUACAGCGUCUCAUUACAGGGCAUGUCGAAGACCAACUGGACCGCUAGGAUGAACGGUUCCAAAACGGGCAUCCUCCUGAAUUUAGGCAUAGAGCUGGAGAGUGGCGAGUACACGGUGGUGCUGAGGGUGGCAGACCACCAGGGCCAGGAGCAGGACAGCACCGUCCUGGCCACCGUCUGCGACUGCACCGGGGAGGACGUGAUCUGCAAAGGCCGUGUGGCCGGUGGCACCGGGCUGCCGUUGAUCCUGGGAAUACUGGGAGGCAUCCUGUUGCUGCUCAUGCUGGUGUUGCUGCUGCUGCUUUUCGCGAGACGCAGGAAAGGAGAGCAGAAGGUUCCUCUGCUGCAGGACGAUGACAUCAGAGACAACAUCUACUACUAUGACGAAGAGGGAGGCGGCGAGGACGAUCAGGACUAUGAUCUGGGAGUUCUCCACCGCGGUCUGGACAACCGGCCCGAAGUGUUCAGAAACGACGUGGUGCCCAACUUCAUGCCGGCUCCUCAGUACCGGCCCCGCCCCGCCAACCCCGAGGAAAUCGGCAACUUCAUCGACGAUAACCUGAAGGCGGCCGACAACGACCCGACGGCGCCGCCCUACGACUCCCUGCUGGUGUUCGACUACGAGGGCGGCGGCGGCUCCGACGGCGGGAGCCUCUCGUCCCUGAACUCGUCGAGCAGCGGCGACCAGGACUACAACUGCCUCAACGAAUGGGGACCGCGCUUCAAGAAGCUGGCCGACAUGUACGGAGGCGGAGAAGACGACGACGACAUGCUGUAAAUGUGCCGGAAAGAGAGAAGGCGACGUGGAUGCACGUGCGGCGGUGUGAACGGAUGACUGCAUCCCAGGGAAAUUAUACUGCAGCCAGACGUCAGAAGGCCAACAGAUGUUUUUCUGUGUGAGGGUUGAGGUUUGCCGUCGGGUCAGUCCUGUCAGCCGCCACCGGUCAGAAGCCAAAGGAUGACUUGUUUUUAAAUGUUUUCUUUUUUAUACACGAGUUGUGUCUGCCUGUUUUUAGAUCCCUGUUUUGUUCUCGGCUAAAGACUAACUUUUCUUCUUGUACAUGUUCUGUUCUUUGACAAAGUGGAGCCACAUCGGUCUCGAGGUUUGAUUCGUGGAUUCUGAGCAGAUAUUUUAGCGUGUGUUGUAGCCUACUGGGCGCCUCUGGACACACACAGAUGCUUUGCAGUUGCACUGGUAAUGUUUGCGUAUUUCUGGCAAUGUAUGGUACUUAAUGUUUUUUUUGUUUUAAUUUCUUUUAUAUGGAGUUUGUACUACUGCUUCAGUUGAAUUUUAAUGGUUUUGAGGAAUGAAAUUUCAGGGGAAAUCGGGUAGAAAGCCUCCAUCACCCUCCAUGGACGGGGUCAACGAGACUAAUGCUUCUUUCGAUGCUUGAUUAGUGUUCAGUUGCCAUUUUUAUUACAUUUAAAUGUCAAACACUUUUUUUCCAUUACCUCCUGUGGUAAUUUAUCACAAAGGCUUUGUUCAUUUCGAAUUAUUUUUUUUAUAAAGUUAUCUUAAUACAAUAA
Messenger RNA from Pseudoliparis swirei, 4054 nucleotides. It is a transcript of the gene cdh31, whose product is annotated as cadherin 31. Gene Ontology annotation, molecular function: calcium ion binding; cadherin binding. Gene Ontology annotation, biological process: cell-cell junction assembly; calcium-dependent cell-cell adhesion; adherens junction organization. Lineage: Eukaryota; Metazoa; Chordata; Actinopteri; Perciformes; Liparidae. The coding region runs from base 345 to 3305 and encodes 986 amino acids. Gene Ontology annotation, cellular component: catenin complex; adherens junction; cytoplasm. The record is from RefSeq and is a predicted model, not a curated record. The transcript is spliced from 18 exons.